UCAUUGCAACGAUGCGGUCCGGUGUGGGCAAGAAGGUGUUUAUGCAAUAUAUAUGAGAGCUGCUUGUGUUGUGUUGCAGUGCAUAGCAAUAGAGGGCUCCAGGCAUUGUGCAAGAACCAAAGCCUAUUCCAAAGCAUCAUCUGGCGGGGUGCUGAAGGACUGCAAGGAAGGUGGUGUCCAAUCUCAAAAGGCAACAGGGCAUCAUUAAUUUUACAUGAUGUCGCUGGGCCGGCUGACGCUGGGCGUGUCUGCUGGGCUGGGCGGCUGGCUGGCCGGCUGGCUGGCGGGCCGGGCCGAGCCGGUGCGCCGCGCGCCUCCCGGCCACCCGCUGUUCGGCACCGUGUCGGCCGCGCUGCCCAUACCGAGCGACGCGCAGGCCCCCGACGUGCGCGCCGACCAGCAGCCGGCCAAGAACGCCGGCCGCGUGGCCCAGAUCAUGCGCUUUGGCUUCCCGGGCCUGGACAACGUCCGCUCCCAGAGCGACUACGUGCUGUCGUACGACCGUCGCGCGCGCGUGCCGAUGUGGGUGUUCGAGCACCUCACGGCCGAGAGUGUUCGCCGCAACGACGAGGUGGACCGCGCCGGCUGCGAGUUCGUCGCCGACACCUCCGUCCAUCCGUACUUCAGGGCGGACAACAGUGACUACAAGGGGAGCGGGUACGACAGAGGUCACAUGGCGGCGGCCGCCAACCACCGGCGCAGCCAACAGGAGCAGCAGGAGACGUUCCUGCUCUCCAACAUGGCACCGCAGGUCGGCGUGGGCUUCAACCGCGACAAGUGGAAUGACCUGGAGAUGCACGUGCGCAAACUGUGCAAGGUGUACCCGAACGUGUACGUCUGCACGGGCCCGCUGUACCUGCCCAGGCGCGAGGCCGACGGCCGGCUCCGGGUCAGCUACGAGGUCAUCGGCAAGAACCAGGUGUCCGUGCCGACCCACUUCUACAAGAUCGUCGUGGGCGAGACGGUGGCCGGCGCGCUGGAGCUGGAGGCGUACGUGAUGCCCAACCAGGUCAUCCCCAACGAGGCGCCCAUCACCAACUACCUGGUGCCGCCGGACGUGAUCGAGCGGGCGGCCGGCCUGCUCUUUUUUGACCGGAUGGACAGGAGCCGGCUGAUGCGGGUCAACGGCCGCAAGACCACCUGGCUGUGAGGAGGGCGGCGCGCGACCCUGCGGCCCUCCCGGCUGUCGGGGCGUGCCCUGCGGCCGGUCCUCCGGCUGUGGCGGGCCGUCGGCUGUAGGCUGCUGGGUGUGGCUCACCUUGACCGGCCGCCAGCGUGGUGGAGUGUUCCUGGCAGGGAUGGGGAAGUGACCCAGUCUUUCGGACAUCCGGCAGGGAGGCGUGUGAUGUUAACGGUGUAAGUUCUACCAGCCGCCCACGCGGGCGCCGACCCUGGUAGUCGUGACGGCCGUCACAGUGUUGAGCGGGUCAGCACAGGUGAUAUGCAGACGCCCGGUUUGUUUUAGUGUGCUUUGGAACACCCUAGUCCCUGAGUGAUUUAUGUUGGAGGACGAUCGAUGGCAUCGGAUGGGUCUUGCGUGGCUGGUGUUUUCGAGUUUGCAGGCAUGCCCGGGGUCCCACCACAGACCCCCGUGCCAUGAAAGGUUUUUUACUGUUGUGGUUUGCAGACGACUGUUAUGAAUUACGGCAUUGUUGUGACCAUCAGUCGCAUUGUUGUUCCACAAUCAAAUCUGUUAAACACGAAUUUUUAAUGAGAGGUGAUCUGUACUGAUAGCUGUGUUCAGACCAACUUGUUGCUCAUAUCCCAAUUGCGACGCGACAUUGGAAUUUUGAAUUGUUUCACAGAGGCGGUUAUGUAGUGCGUUUCAGAUUUCAAUACAGCGGCAUUUACCCAGGAGCGGCAGCGUGUUUGCCCUCCUUGUGGGAGAGCCACCCCAGCCUAACCAGGUCCGAC
Molecule: messenger RNA, 1914 nt
Organism: Pollicipes pollicipes
Lineage: Eukaryota; Metazoa; Arthropoda; Thecostraca; Pollicipedomorpha; Pollicipedidae
Product: endonuclease G, mitochondrial
Exons: 7
Coding region: 215-1150 (311 amino acids)
Biological process (GO): apoptotic DNA fragmentation
Cellular component (GO): mitochondrial inner membrane; nucleus
Molecular function (GO): nucleic acid binding; metal ion binding; RNA endonuclease activity
Source: RefSeq, a predicted model, not a curated record